Haemonchus placei is the source of this 336-nucleotide messenger RNA. The record is from the annotation of a GenBank genome assembly. NCBI's taxonomy places the organism in Eukaryota, Metazoa, Nematoda, Chromadorea, Rhabditida, Trichostrongylidae.
AUGGAACAUCGAUCGGAUAAGACAUGGACCUUACCCGGAGCUUCUCAAUGGAUUAGACGAACGGCAUUCAUCAUCACAUGCUUUGUUCGCAUUCAACUAGACGACGUUAACUAUCUCCUUCGCAAAGAAGACAUCACUUUUCUAACCGUCCGUGUUCUACUUCGAGAAGCUGGUCACGUAGUCACAGAGGGAGCCCAUCUUAUGAUAGAAGAUAUUUGCGAUCGUCGUCCCGUUGCAGUUCCUAUUCACCGUGACGAUUUUGCGAUGGGAAUCAAUCCCUUCGUUCAAGAGGAUUUCAUAGGACUGUGCGCGCACAACACCAUACGGUUCGAUUGA